Brassica rapa (field mustard) is the source of this 2402-nucleotide messenger RNA. RefSeq names its product serine carboxypeptidase-like 15. Gene Ontology annotation, molecular function: acyltransferase activity, transferring groups other than amino-acyl groups; serine-type carboxypeptidase activity. The record is from RefSeq and is a predicted model, not a curated record. Gene Ontology annotation, biological process: secondary metabolic process; proteolysis. NCBI's taxonomy places the organism in Eukaryota, Viridiplantae, Streptophyta, Magnoliopsida, Brassicales, Brassicaceae.
AAACUAAAUCUAAACAGAAGGGAUAAAGAAUAUUUUGAAUAUAUUAAAAUAUUAAUUAUUUUUAUUUUUAAUAUAUAUGAAAUAUAAUUUUAAAUAAAAAUAUUCAAAAAAUCUGAACUACCCGAAUUACCAAAUAUUUUUUUUCGGUUUUUCUGGAUUUAACUCGGGUUUUCAGGAUUUUUUUCAGUUUAUUGGACUUUAAACCCGAACCAAACCGAAUUAUUUAUAAUACGGUUUCACUUCAGAUUUUAUAAAAAUAUAGAAACCCGACCGGAACCCGAUAUUACCCGAAGCAAAAAAUGUCCGGUUCCUAAACGGUUCCUAAACAUCCCAACCCGAAUAACCUAAAAACCGAAUAAACCGAACCGAUCCGAACCGAAAAUCCGAAUGCCCAUGACUAGGGACGGGCAUGCUCCCAUGUGCAAACUUCAAAACAAUUUUUUUUUACUAAGACUUCAAAACACUUUAAACACGACUUUGCCACUUCUAAGUGGUUCUUCACAUUCCCAGGGGUUUAUUAUAUGAUCGUUUGAUAAAACAACUAAUAAUGUUAAUGCAAAUAUGAUUACGAUAAGAUUGGGUAGUCCAUCCGUAUCUACCUCUGGUGUCCUUUUAUUAUUAGAUCGUUCGGUAAACAACUAAUAAUGUUAAAUGCAAAUAUGAUUACGAGAAAUAUUGGGUAGUCCAUCCGUAUCUGCCUCUGGUGUCCUUUUAUUUAAAACUGUAAAUAUUCUUCUUGUAGUCCAGAAGCAUUUUCUUUUAUUUAAAAUUAUAAAUGUGUUCGUCCUACAUAUGGUUUAACUCAAAAAAGUCAAAGAAAACAAUGGGGAACAAGUUGUUGUUGCUGCUGCUUCUACUUCUUUCUCUUGUGCAUGCUUAUUCAGGAGAAUUUACAGUCAGAUAUCUUCCUGGUUUCCAAGGACCUCUUCCUUUUGAGCUUGAAACUGGGUACAUUGGUGUUGGUGAGGCAGAAGAAGAUCAGUUGUUCUACUACUUCAUCAAAUCUGAGAGAAACCCAUCAGAAGACCCUCUUCUUAUCUGGUUAACCGGAGGACCUGGCUGCUCUUCUCUCUCUGGCCUUAUUCUUGAAAAUGGACCUCUGGCUUUCAAUAUUGAGUCUGACAGUGGAAACAUCCCAUCAUUGGUAUCUACUACAUAUUCAUGGACUAAGGUGGCGAAUAUAAUCUAUUUGGAUCAGCCUGUUGGUACUGGCUUCUCUUACUCAAGAAACCGACUUGCUAAUAUACCAAGUGACACAGGAUCAGCUAAGCGGGUCCAUGAGUUUGUUCGUAAUUGGCUAGCCAAGCAUCCUGAAUAUUUCUCCAACCCUUUUUAUGUCGCCGGAAAUUCUUAUUCCGGUAAAGUGGUUCCAGCUGUUGUUCAAGAAAUCUCAAUUGGAAAUGGUUUAUGCUGUAAACCUCAAAUAAAUCUUCAGGGCUACGUGCUGGGAAAUCCUGUAACAGACUAUGUUGGCUAUAACUGGCGCAUUCCAUUUGCUCAUGGAAUGGGUUUGAUCUCUGAUGAAAUCUAUGAGUCGCUAAGGAGAAUCUGCAGAGGAAAUUUUGCUAAAGUGGAUCCUCAUAACACAGAAUGCAUGAAUCUCGUUGAAGAGUUUGAGAAGUGUGUUUCUGGAUUAGAUUGGUCAUAUAUUCUAGGACCAAAGUACAUAAACCCGUCUGACCCCGAUGACGCCAACCCGCUUGGGCAUCGCAUGAUUGUGCAGUCUAGCCGCUGGACCAAUGAGGAGAGUGUGCGCAGAGCCCUUCAUGUGGAGAAGGGGACUAUCGGAGAAUGGUCACUUUGUGAUCGGGAAUUACCUUUCGAGUCUGACAUUGAAAGCAGUGUACCAUACCAUAAGAACAACAGCAUCCAAGGAUAUCGAUCUCUCAUCUUCAGUGGUGAUCACGACAUGGGUGUUCCUUUCCUUGCAACUCAAGACUGGAUAAGAUCACUCAACUAUUCAAUUGUUGACGAAUGGAGGCCAUGGAUGGUUCACAAUCAAGUCGCUGGAUACACAAGGACUUAUGCCAAUAAGAUGACAUUUGCCACUGUGAAAGGCGGGGGGCACACGAUAGCGUAUAAACAAGAGGAGUACUCCGUUAUGUUCAAGAGAUGGGUUAGUGGCCAACCUCUGUAAUAGCCUAUCAGCGAUCUGAUAACAAAAUGAAAAGAAAAAAAAAACAGCAAGAUCUUUAUAUGGUGAUGUCUACGUAAUUUAUCUUUGUAACUGAGCCCAAGUUAUGGGGCAAUUUGUAUUAGUCGGCCGAACACUCAAAGACUUUUGCUAUACAUAGCAGCACUAGCUUUGUUGGUGGAUCUUAGUAGCGAACAUGGCUGGAUCUAAGAAUUAGAAGGCCAUAAAAAUUUUAAUGUUAAUCUUAAUUAAAAAAAUUAUAAGAAAA